AUGCCGUUACACCCACGAAACUUUCGCCCGCAAAGGCGCGACGCGCAGAUAUAUACCCGGAAGCUGAACUGGUAUUACCUUCCUUACGAGCUCCGAAUCAUGGUUCUGGGACACUUAGCUAACCACAACGUCCACAAGGCCGAGCGAGCAUCGUGGCCCACCGUUUGCGCGGAAUGGCGCGACUUUUUCGAGACCCGCGCCUUUGCGUGCCUCACGCUACAAAGGGUCGACGAUAUCCGUGACUUCGGGCGUCUCGGCCGCCAUCUACGCGACAAGGUCAAGAGAGUCAGAUUGCACGUCCCGCUGAAUCGAUACGACUGCACACGAUGCGACGAGCCCGAGGACACGCAGGAAAUCAUAGCGAACAACAUGGCGUUCAGCGGCCUGCUUCUCGCGCUGCUUAAUAUCUUGGCAAGCUGGCAACGAAGAGAAGAUGGGGGACUUGCCCUCGAGAUCAGCGCAGCGUCACCGAGCGAUACACAACAUUACCUUGCGUCGUUUCGGACUUCCCGGGAAUUCUUAGACAAUAUCUUGGGGAUCGAAGGGCUUAGAGUGCCCGUAAUCACCCAAUUCAUCGUCAACCGGGAGUCACGCCGUGCUCUGAGCGAAGGGGCAAUUCAGCGUGUGUUUGAGUAUCUUCCAAGCCUUAAGACUGUCACUUGGGAGCCGUGGAGCGGAACAGUCGCAGAGAGCCAGUGGCCUCGUGAGCUGGCUAACUUGUCGCUGCUCGCAAAUCUGCCGGCCACGGUCCGAGGCUUGACCCUUUGGGAGUGUUGGCAAGAGCCGACAGACAUCGGACAUGAGCAUGAAGAUGCUUCACAAAGCAGACCUGCUGGCUGGCAUGCGUUUCUCUGGAGGAGGAAAGAAGAGAGAACGCGGGAAUUCAGUACUUCGCAACUCAUGGCUGUGAUUGCGGCAGAGAAGAUGACGGGGCAUCGCCGCAUGGCCUUGACCGCGGCGUAUGCUUGCCGCAACCUGUCUUCUUUUAACGCAGCCGGAAUUAUUGACGCAACGGCCUUCUUUCAAAAUUUGGUGCUCCUGGCCGAAGCACAGCCGCGACUGACUUGGUGCAACCUCACAACUAUUGCCUUGAAAACUCCACAGGUUUUGUGGCGCGACUCGAGAGAGGGGUUGUUCUGUGCGGCUAGGGAUGCUGCCGCGCUUAUGCCUCAGCUUCGGGUCAUGGAGCUGUGGGAUGUGACCGCGAAUGCCGGGGCCGUGUUCCGCUUCAGAGUGCUUGAACUGGAGGCAGAGCUGGUGCUGGAGACGACGAUAGGGGCUCAGCUGAGCGACAAGGUUCGUGAGCUUUGGGACGAUCUGGCGUGGCAGCGGAGAGGGAAACAGAUGAUUGUAAGAGUACGAGUUCUCGGUCAAGAUGCCGUGAGAGGAUCACGGAAGGGCUUUUUUCAGCGUCUCCGGCUCCUUGAUCCGCUUCAGAUGAGGGAGUGGAACACCUAUAGAUUGUAUUAA
This is a messenger RNA of Colletotrichum aenigma, 1470 nucleotides long. RefSeq lists its product as uncharacterized. NCBI's taxonomy places the organism in Eukaryota, Fungi, Ascomycota, Sordariomycetes, Glomerellales, Glomerellaceae. Bases 1 to 1470 code for a protein of 489 amino acids. The transcript has 2 exons. The record is from RefSeq and is a predicted model, not a curated record.